AUGACACGGAGUCUCACUCUCAGCCUUUGCUUCAUUACUUUAAUUCAAAGUGGCAGCUGUGCAGAUUCAGAGGAGCGGCUGAUGAACUGGCUGCUGGGUAAAGACCGCUACAACAAGCUGAUCCGGCCCGCCAUCAACCGGACCGAGCGCGUCACCGUCAAGCUGCAGGUGUCCCUGGCCCAGCUCAUCAGCGUGAAUGAGAGGGAGCAGAUCAUGACUACCAAUGUCUGGCUGACCCAGCACUGGAUUGACUACAGACUGUCCUGGGACCCCUCUGAGUACGAUGGUAUUGACAAGCUUCGAAUUCCAUCCCGCCAUAUUUGGCUCCCUGACAUUGUGUUGUAUAACAAUGCUGAUGGCACUUAUGAGGUGACUGUCUUCACCAACGCAAUUGUCCAGUUCAAUGGCAGCAUCUUCUGGCUUCCGCCAGCUAUCUACAAAAGCGCCUGCAAGAUUGAGGUGAAGCACUUUCCCUUUGACCAGCAGAACUGCACCCUUAAAUUCCGUUCCUGGACGUACGACCACACGGAGAUUGACCUGGUCCUCAAGACGGGGGUGGCCAGCAUGGACGACUUCACCCCAAGCGGGGAGUGGGACAUCCUGGCCCUCCCUGGGAGAAGGACCAUCAACCCGUUGGACCCCACCUACGUGGACGUCACCUACGACUUCAUCAUCAAGAGGAAGCCGCUCUUCUACACUAUCAACCUCAUCAUCCCCUGUGUCCUUAUCACCUCAUUGGCCAUCCUGGUCUUCUACCUGCCCUCUGACUGUGGCGAGAAGAUGACCCUCUGCAUCUCUGUGCUCCUGGCCCUCACCGUCUUCCUGCUCCUGAUCUCCAAGAUCGUGCCGCCAACCUCGCUGGACGUACCCCUCAUUGGCAAGUACCUGAUGUUCACCAUGGUGCUGGUGACAUUCUCCAUCAUCACCAGUGUGUGUGUGCUGAAUGUGCACCAUCGCUCUCCCAGCACCCACACCAUGCCCACGUGGGUGAAGCUGGUCUUCCUGGUCAAGCUCCCGGCACUGCUCUUCAUGCGCCGGCCGCGGAACAACUCAGCCCGCCAGCGGCUGCGGCACCAGCGGCAGCUCCGGGCCCGCCGGGCGGCUCUGGGGAUGGGCUACCCGGCGCCUGCCCCGGCCACCAUCUCCUCUUCCUCCGUAUUCCUCUCCUCCGCCUCCGCCUUCUCCUCCCCGGGACACUUUUUCAACAAAAACACCGGCCCCUUCGGCCUAAACCCAGGCCCCAGGAAGGGGGACCUGCGGUCCUCGGAGUUCCUCCAGGACGGGUUCACCUCGGCCCAGGACCUGCGGCAACGGGGCAGCCCCGAAUGGGGCCCGGACAUCCAGGAGGCCGUGGAUGGGGUGCGCUUCGUGGCUGACCACAUGAUGGGGGACGACGACGACCAGAGUGUGAUCGAGGACUGGAAGUAUGUUGCCAUGGUGGUGGAUCGGAUGUUCCUGUGGAUUUUUGUGAUCGUGUGCGUAGUCGGCACCCUGGGCCUCUUCCUCCAGCCCCUCUUUCAGAACCAAAUUGUGCCCGUCCAGCCAUCCAGCACCGAGACUCUCAAAAGGGACGCUAUCUGA
Messenger RNA from Megalops cyprinoides (Indo-Pacific tarpon), 1581 nucleotides. Its product is annotated as neuronal acetylcholine receptor subunit beta-4-like. Gene Ontology annotation, biological process: regulation of membrane potential; chemical synaptic transmission; nervous system process. The coding region runs from base 1 to 1581 and encodes 526 amino acids. The record is from RefSeq and is a predicted model, not a curated record. Gene Ontology annotation, molecular function: acetylcholine-gated monoatomic cation-selective channel activity; transmembrane signaling receptor activity. The transcript has 6 exons. Lineage: Eukaryota; Metazoa; Chordata; Actinopteri; Elopiformes; Megalopidae. Gene Ontology annotation, cellular component: synapse; postsynaptic membrane; neuron projection.